Daldinia loculata is the source of this 1217-nucleotide messenger RNA. RefSeq names its product DUF1917-domain-containing protein. The coding region runs from base 90 to 995 and encodes 301 amino acids. The transcript is spliced from 4 exons. Lineage: Eukaryota; Fungi; Ascomycota; Sordariomycetes; Xylariales; Hypoxylaceae. The record is from RefSeq and is a predicted model, not a curated record.
UUCUUCUCCGUUCUUAUUCUCAUCGUAGGAACUACUGUUUAUCAAUUUGGCGUACCUAGGUACAUACUCAUCUAUUUUAAAUUGCGACCAUGAGUUCCGAGGACUCCGAUUUCUAUGGCGACGACGAAGUUCUGGCAGAUCUCAAAGCCAAAGUAAAGGUAUUCGACGUUGAAGCUUGGUGGGAACAAUACCGAACUCUCGAUACACCGCUCAAGAUGCAGGCGCAAAAGAAGGAAACCGUAGAUAUCUCUCAUCUCCAUAACCCGUAUGCCGGUCUUAAGAACGCCUGGCAACUUACCGAGACCAUUGAAGAAUUCGUACAACGCGUUCCGCCUGCAACAACAGACGAAACUCCAGAAGACCCCUGGAUUUGGGUUUGUAAUCCAUACAUCAAUCGCAAAAAGAAACAUGAAGCAAGUAAUCAAAUGAUCCCCGGCGGCGAAGACGAAGCCCCCGAAGAGGUUGGCGCAGACUUGCCUAGUGUGGUUGAGGGCGGGAUGGCAAGACUACAUCUUGCCUCAGAAUUCAUCGAUGCAUGCAAGAAGUCCGGAAACCAGCCAGGUGCUAUCACUCGAGAAUGUCGAAAAGCCGGGAUGGACGCGGCCAAAGAUAUUCUCAACCUCGCAAGGAUGCUACGCGUGAGAUGUGGCAAGUGGAUGCUCUUCUGUUCUGUCUUCCAGGUUAACGAGGUUUGGGAGACUGUCGCCAAAGCUACGGCAAAUAAUGAGCUUGGUAUUGGCGCCAAGGUUGCGCCACGAUCGACUACGGAUAAGAGAACGGACCGGCUCAUCUGCGUCUACACUGCCGAUUUCUCCGAUACGAAGGACGUCAAGAGAGUCGCCGAGAAGUUGAAGCAGCUCGGACUCAUCCAGGCUAGGGAUCGAGCAAUUUACUACAAACCUGAUGUGUACACUUACCUAGGCAUAGCACGUGGCAAUCCUUGGGAGAUAAGGGCCUCUAUAUACGAUAGUACCUCUAUGCUUAAGAAAGGGUAGGAUGGGAGAAGAGAGCCAGAAUCGAAGAAAAUGGAGAAAUAUGAGUUCUCAUGGAAAAUAGUUGAAUUCGUCGAGAUACCCUUUGCCACCGAAAGCUUGCUUCAUGCAUAAUCAGAGACUUUGAGAAGUACAAGUACUAAUCUGAAUGUGACCCAAAUAGGAUCCCAAUGCUUACUUACUACCCUUUUAACGCCACCAAUGCAUUGACCUUCCAUGCUAAUA